GGUCCCGCUCGCGCGCGUGCUGAGGAAGUUUGUCCGCUCCUCGCCACCGUCUCUCCCCUGGCGGCCCCGCCCGCCAUAUUGUCCCCGCCGCAGGCCGAACUACUGCAGCCGGAGCGGCGAUGGUUUUAAGGAUUGAAGAAAUAGUCAAACAGUGAGCAGCAGCCAACCUCUCAGGGCAGUCUCCAUACCCUUUGUUGUUAUGGCAGGGGGAAGGCGGGGCCCUAACCGGACAUCCUACUGCCGAAAUCCUCUUUGUGAAACUGGGGCUACUGGGGGUUCUGGACAUUCCACGAGUUCAUCGGUCACUGGUGUGCGCUCACGUACCAGGAGCGGUUCAGGUACAGGCCUCUCCAGCCCUCCUCUGGCAACCCAGACAGUGGUUCCCCUCCGGCACUGUAAGAUCCCAGAGCUGCCUGUGGAGAGGAGUGUCUUGUUUGAACUUCAGCUCUUCUUCUGUCAUCUCAUUGCUCUAUUUGUCCACUACAUCAAUAUCUACAAAACUGUGUGGUGGUACCCACCCUCCCACCCUCCAUCACACACAUCACUGAACUUUCAUCUCAUUGACUUCAACGUGCUGACGGUGACGACAAUCGUCUUAGCGCGCAGGCUGAUCGGUGCCAUUGUGAAGGAGGCUUCACAAAGCGGCAAAGUCUCCCUGCCACGCUCCAUUUUCCUUGUGAUUACUCGGUUUGCGGUCCUCACUGGGACAGGCUGGAGCCUGUGCCGCUCAAUAAUUCACCUCUUCAGAACCUACUCGUUCCUCAAUCUCUUGUUCCUGUGUUACCCGUUCGGCAUGUACAUUCCUUUUCUCCAGCUGAACUGUGACUUUCGGAAGACAGCCCUCUUCUCCCAAGUGGCUAACAUUGGCCCCCGAGAGACAGGGGAAGUGAACUCCAGGGGUAAAGACUAUCUAACAGUUUUAAAGGAGACCUGGAAGCAGCAUACCAGGCAAAUGUAUGGCAUGGAGGCCAUGCCCACCCAUGCGUGCUGCCUCUCUCCAGACCUGAUCCGCAAUGAGGUGGAGUAUUUGAAGAUGGACUUUAACUGGAGGAUGAAAGAGGUGCUGGUGAGCUCCAUGCUCAGUGCCUAUUAUGUGGCCUUUGUGCCUGUGUGGUUUGUGAAGAACACUCAGUACUACGACAAACGGUGGUCAUGUGAGCUGUUCCUGCUGGUGUCCAUCAGUACGUCUGUGAUUCUGAUGCAGCAUCUCUUGCCUGCCCGCUACUGCGACCUCCUCCACAAAGCUGCGGCACACCUGGGCUGCUGGCAGAAGGUCGAUCCUGCCCUAUGCUCCAAUGUGCUACAGCAUCAGUGGACAGAAGAAUGCAUGUGGCCACAGGGGGUGCUGGUGAAACACAGCAAGAACGUGUACAAAGCCAUGGGCCAUUACAAUGUGGCUGUGCCAUCUGAUGUCUCACACUUCCGCUUUCAUUUCUUUUUCAGCAAACCGCUGAGGAUCUUGAACAUUUUAAUUCUGCUGGAAGGAGCUGUCAUCUUCUACCAGCUCUACUCACUGAUCUCGUCAGAGAAGUGGCACCAGACCAUCUCGCUGGCGCUCAUCCUCUUCAGCAAUUAUUACGCCUUCUUCAAGCUGCUGCGUGACCGGCUGGUACUGGGAAAAGCUUACGCAUACUCUGCCAGCAGAGACUCAGAGCAGAAGUUCAAUUAAAUCGCACUGCUGCUCAGCUUGUAUUACGGGAAAAAAACCUUUAAAAAAAAAAAAAACACAAACAACCUCAGAGCUUUGUAUUUUUGUUACCACUGCUUUUUUCUUUGAUAACUGAUGUAAUUAAAAGGAAAAAACAUAUUUUUGUACUCCCAA
This is a messenger RNA of Trachemys scripta elegans, 1822 nucleotides long. It is a transcript of the gene TMEM39B, whose product is annotated as transmembrane protein 39B. The coding region runs from base 200 to 1669 and encodes 489 amino acids. Gene Ontology annotation, cellular component: membrane. The record is from RefSeq and is a predicted model, not a curated record. Lineage: Eukaryota; Metazoa; Chordata; Testudines; Emydidae. The transcript is spliced from 9 exons.